Closterium sp. Yama58-4 is the source of this 666-nucleotide messenger RNA. NCBI's taxonomy places the organism in Eukaryota, Viridiplantae, Streptophyta, Zygnematophyceae, Desmidiales, Closteriaceae. The record is from the annotation of a GenBank genome assembly.
AUGAAGUCGCCGAUUGUCAUGAACCUGGCGGUAGGAAGCAGAUGGGAUAUCGAGAAGGAGCGGGUGCUCUUCAACAGACACAUCCUGCGUGAUGGCAGCCACCCCUUUGGACGACGCAAGGGGGACGAGGGCCUCCAUGAGAUAAUGGUGGGGGACCUGCUCAUGAAGUGGGCAGAUGGUACCAGGAGCUGGAAAUCAUCAGACCGUCUGGUCCGUGACCUGGGCAGCAAGCAGGCAGCAGAGGUAGCCAUGGCGGUCAUGGAGGCGCUAAGGGACGACUGGAAGGUGCGGGUCUUGAAGCCGCUCACGUCGGAGGAAUUGGCACAAGCCACAGCGGUGGUGAGAACGACGACGAGAGGAAUAAAGUUGUGGCAAUUCCAAAGGGCCUUCGGCAACCUGCUCUAUUGUGUGAAGAUGUGCCUGCACGAGGACGGGAAGUCGUGGUUCGUGCCCGAAGGAGCGAGGGUUAAGACGCUGUCCGUGUCGGAAGUCACGCCGAUGGCGGUGAUGGGGGGCGAGGUGGUCGGGGAGCUGGGCGAACCGCGCAGCAGGCUACUAAAAUCGGAGCUCUGUGUGGGUAAGCUAGCGGCCUCACUGAAGCAGCUGAGAAAAGGAUUGGGGGUGAGGCGCAAGCAGCCGGACAAGCUGCCUCGCCGUGCAGAGUAG